Messenger RNA from Nematolebias whitei (Rio pearlfish), 1116 nucleotides. RefSeq names its product gap junction delta-2 protein. NCBI's taxonomy places the organism in Eukaryota, Metazoa, Chordata, Actinopteri, Cyprinodontiformes, Rivulidae. The record is from RefSeq and is a predicted model, not a curated record. Bases 1 to 1116 code for a protein of 371 amino acids. Gene Ontology annotation, biological process: cell communication. Gene Ontology annotation, cellular component: connexin complex. The transcript has a single exon.
AUGGGGGACUGGGCUAUUCUUGGUCGUUUUCUCGCAGAAGUUCAGAACCACUCCACGGUUAUUGGCAAGAUUUGGCUAACAAUGCUGCUUAUCUUCCGCAUCAUGCUUGUAGCCCUGGUAGGGGAUGCUGUGUACAGCGAUGAACAGUCUAAGUUCACCUGUAACACCCUGCAGCCCGGCUGCAGCAAUGUCUGCUAUGACACAUUUGCUCCCGUCUCCCACCUACGCUUUUGGGUCUUCCAGAUUGUUCUAGUCUCCACACCUUCCAUCUUCUACAUCGUCUAUGUCCUACAAAAAGUUACCAAGAAGGAAAGUUCAGAGGUCAGGAAGGUUACUGCGAUGCCCAAAACCUCGCCUCUGCUUGAAAGACAGAACCAUUUAAGAAUAGAAAAAGAGACAGUCCUGGAAGCUGGCAGUUCUUUUGACACUGCUUUCACAAAUGAGGACUGGAGCUCGUUGGAAAGUGAGUAUGAAGAGCGCCAGCUGGAAGGAGAAAUCAGAGAAGUUCGUGAGGAUCCAACCCAACUUUCAAGUAAAGUACUGCUCAUCUACAUCAUUCAUGUUCUGCUGCGCUCCAUCAUGGAGAUAAUCUUCCUGAUCGGGCAGUACUACCUUUUUGGAUUUGAAGUCCCACAUCUGUUCCGCUGUGAGACCUACCCUUGUCCGAACAGAACCGACUGCUUUGUGUCUCGUGCAACAGAGAAGACCAUCUUUCUGAACUUCAUGUUCAGCGUCAGCCUCGGCUGCUUCAUCUUGAACAUUGUGGAACUACAUUAUCUGGGCUGGAUUUACAUAUUCCGAGUGCUGCUCUCUGCAUGUUGCAUAUGCUGCGAGUCAAGCAGAGACCCCAUGCAGCAGGUGGAAUUGUACUCCUACAGCAACCCACUGUUGCUUGAGCUCAAGCACUCUUUGCAUGGAAGAGUUGUCCUGCAGACGACUGCAGCAAUGUCCCGGGACAGGGGUGGUGGGGUCCCAAACCAGGUCCCGGCCAUCUCCUUCGAGACAGACUCGACUUUGGAGUGCAGUUCAAAGAGAACUUCAGACGAAAGGGAUCGCAGCAAAACUAGACCACACAACAUGGCCAAAAUAGGAAGAGGCAAGAAAUCAUGGCUGUGA